AUGUCAAAAUGUUUUUUCAAAGGGCAUUACUUGAAAGCUACUGCAGGUACAUGCGAAGAAAUGAUGAAAAGAGCUGUAUUUUCUAGAGAAUUGGGCGUUUCGAUCGUAAUGCAUGACUACUUAAAGGGGGGAUUCACCACAAAUACUGGCUUGGCUCAUUAUUGCCGAGAUAAUGGUCUACUUCUACACAUCCACCGUGCAAUGCAUGCAGUUAUUAAUGGACAGAAGAAUCAUGGUAUGCACUUUCGGGUAUUAGCAAAAACAUUACGUAUGUCUGGUGGAGAUUAUAUUCGCACUGGUACCGUAGUAGGUAAACUUGAAGGUGAAAGAGACAUAACUUUGGGCUUUGUUGAUUUAUUGCGUGAUGAUUUUGUUGAACAAGAUCGAAGUCGCGGUAUUUAUUUCACUCAAGAUUGGGUCUCUUUACCAGGUGUUCUACCUGUGGCUUCAGGAGGUAUUCAUGUUUGGCAUAUGCCUGCUCUGACCAAGAUCUUUGGGGAUGAUUCCGUACUACAUUUAGGUGGAGGAACUUUAGGACAUCCUUGGGGUAAUGUGCCAGGUGCCGUAGCUAAUCGAGUAGCUCUAGAAGCAUGUGUAAAAGCUCGUAAUGAAGGACGCGAUCUUGCUCGAGAAGGUAAUGAGAUUAUUCGUGAGGCUUUCAAAUGGAGCCUGGAACUAGCUGUUUCUUGUGAGGUAUGGAAAGAGAUCAUAUUUAAUUUUGCAGCAGUGGACGUUUUGGAUAAGUAAAAACAGUAGACAUUAGUAGAUAAAUUAGCAGGAAUAACGAAGGAUAAGGAGAAAGAACUCAAGUAAUUAUCCUUCGUUCUCUUAAUUGAAUUGCAAUUAAACUCGGCCCAAUCUUUUACUAAAAGGAUUGAGCCGAAUACAACAAAAAUUCUAUUGCAUAUAUUUUGACUAAGUAUAUACUUACCUAGAUAUACAAGAUUUGAAAUACAAAAUCUAGAAAACUAAAUAAAAAUCUAAGACUCAAAUCUUUCUAUUGUUGUCUUGGAUCCACAAUAAAU
Molecule: messenger RNA, 1025 nt
Organism: Capsicum annuum
Lineage: Eukaryota; Viridiplantae; Streptophyta; Magnoliopsida; Solanales; Solanaceae
Product: ribulose bisphosphate carboxylase large chain-like
Exons: 1
Coding region: 1-747 (248 amino acids)
Molecular function (GO): ribulose-bisphosphate carboxylase activity; magnesium ion binding
Source: RefSeq, a predicted model, not a curated record